This is a messenger RNA of Gracilinanus agilis (Agile Gracile Mouse Opossum), 838 nucleotides long. RefSeq names its product protein phosphatase 1 regulatory inhibitor subunit 14D (gene PPP1R14D). The transcript has 4 exons. The coding region runs from base 94 to 543 and encodes 149 amino acids. NCBI's taxonomy places the organism in Eukaryota, Metazoa, Chordata, Mammalia, Didelphimorphia, Didelphidae. The record is from RefSeq and is a predicted model, not a curated record. Gene Ontology annotation, biological process: regulation of phosphorylation. Gene Ontology annotation, molecular function: protein serine/threonine phosphatase inhibitor activity. Gene Ontology annotation, cellular component: cytoplasm.
GCUCGGCUGUCUCUUCCUUCUGCUCUCCCUGGUUACUAUCUCUGUCGGUGCCAGAGCAGUUUCCCCCAGCUCCUUGCCUAGCUCUGGACACCCAUGCUUUCCUCAAGGCCUUCUCCCUGUGACUCGGUGCCUAGCAGGGGCCCAGAGAACCAAAGUAAGCAGGUCCAGUGGGCUUCUGUCAUUGAGAGGAGCACCUCCGUGGAAGGACACUCAAAGCCCCAUCUGGAUUCUUCCAAAGCCCCAUGUCCAGGGAAGGCCCGAAGACCAAGCCGCUUGACAGUGAAGUAUGACCGAGGACAGCUACAGACGUGGCUGGAGACAGAGGAGUGGGUGGAUGCCCAGCUACAGGAGCUGUACCAGGAGCAAUCGAUGUCCUCUGUGCCCGAGUUUGACCUAGAAGACUUCAUCGAACUUUCCUCUGAAGAACAGAAAGCCAAACUGCAGGCAAUCCUCCAGGAGUGUCCGAGCCACACAGAGCCCUUUAUCACGGAGCUGCUUAAUCGUCUCAAGAAACUUCGGAGGCUCAGCCGGCCUCAGAAAUGAAGGCUUCCGAGCUGCUCUAAUGACUCCGUGACCUCAAUGACUAGAGAGCCUGUAGCCCUGGCCCUUCCGGCCUCCCAGAGCCACCCUGGACCCUGUCCCCGUGUGUGGAGAAGAGCGGCAGGGCCCCGGGGACACGGCCGCUCCAUGGGGCGCAGAUGCUUCAGACUCCCGUCGGCGUCAGCCCACCAGCCACGCUUCCUCCAGGACUGGACGAGGGGCCCGGGGUCACCUCCGGGGCUCCUGGGCAAGCCCUGACCCGUGUUCAGUCUGGAAGGGUAAAGCCUGUGGCAGAUAC